AUGUUCUCAACACCUCUAAGAUCACUCGCCUCUUCGGCAUCUCGAAUACCAGCCCUAAAACGAGCGUCUAUACCUCCAUCUUCUCGAUACGCAUCUUCAUCCUCCUCUUCCAAAUCAUCCAAACCAUCCACUCAGACUUCCCCUUUACCGAAAGAUGACUGGACACUCCCUCACAUCCAUGUCGGUCCUACCCACCCCUCCCGUUACUCUCAACACUACCACAACACCCUAUCAUCCGAUCUAAUGUAUAUGACCUAUUCCCACCGACUCGCUCAGAAACCACCUAAACCCGAACCUGUCCAACCUCCUCAAACGGCCUAUGAGGCCAAUAGACCCAGACCACCUAUCAUGCGUGGUAACCGAGCCUUACGAACCAAAACCACUCAGAUCGAUGUGGAUAACGUACCGAAAUUGGAGUCAGUUAUAAUUCACACGAUGGUCAAAGAGGCUAUAGCGAAUAAAUCAACUUUAUUAUCUGCCAUUAUGGCUUUACGGGCCAUAUCUGGUGAAACACCCAAUGGAGGUGGAAAGAAGGGAUCAUCAGGUGUAGAAGUGAUAGUAGCCAAGAAAUCAGCUGCAGCAUGGAAACUUAGAGCUGGAAUGCCAGUUUCGGUUAAAGUUGAAUUGAAAGGAGACGCCAUGUACGACUUCAUCCAAUCUCUUGUGGACUUUGUCCUACCCCGAUUGAGAGAUUUCCCAGGUAUACCACUCCCUCCUUCUUCGACUCCUAAGAAUUCGCCCGCAAGUUUGACGGGAAUAGUAUCGUUCGGAUUCAACCCUACCACCAUGUCUUUCUUCCCUCAAAUCGAAUCGAAUACCGACGCAUACCCUAGAUUACACGGUUUCCAUGUAUACUUUAAGACUAGUUUGAGGGGAGAGAAUGCCCACGAACAUGCUAGAACGCUGGUUAGUGGAUUUAGGAUACCGUUCCAUAGGAGGUAA
This is a messenger RNA of Kwoniella botswanensis, 942 nucleotides long. RefSeq lists its product as uncharacterized. Gene Ontology annotation, molecular function: structural constituent of ribosome; RNA binding. The record is from RefSeq and is a predicted model, not a curated record. Gene Ontology annotation, biological process: translation. Gene Ontology annotation, cellular component: cytosolic large ribosomal subunit; ribosome. The transcript has a single exon. NCBI's taxonomy places the organism in Eukaryota, Fungi, Basidiomycota, Tremellomycetes, Tremellales, Cryptococcaceae. Bases 1 to 942 code for a protein of 313 amino acids.